AAACCGUGUGUGAAAGAACAUAGUUACAGAGGAUAGGCAAAGGCGGUGUGUUAUUUCUCUUUGCAUUGCAACUCUUCCGAGCGAGAGAGAACGAACUGCGUGACCUCACUUCUCAAUGAACACUCGUUAUGUCAAACAACUCCUCCGCAAUAUCUAUUGUACUAAAUAUUUUCUCAAUAGAGAAGAACCAUAUCGGAAUUAUAUUCACAGUGUUUUUAACCGACUUCAAUUGCAAAGGUCAAGAGCAGACAAGGUAGAAAAAGAUAAGCUAAAAGAUGAGCAAGAAAAAAGUCAGUUUUCUCUCAAGUCAAAUGUUAAGAAAGCAGAUGACAAUAAUGGGAUUAGCAAAUAUAGUUCUGACGAGGAAGAUCCAUCAGACAAUAAGUGGAAGUUAGAGCUGGCUUGGCUCACCAAGGCACUUGAACCAGCUCUGCAAUUUUGUAGGUGGGCUCUGCCAACAGGAGAUGGUAUUGGAGACAAAAUUCCGCCAAAUAAUAGAUCCCUUACAGAAAUAAUUGCCUACAUCCAACGAAGCAAGAUUGGAAUCCAGGAUUGGAGCUUGAGUGACCUUACAAUUGGCUUGUAUCUGAUCUAUCUUCGUCAAGCUUCCACAUAUCCAUUUGAAGAUGUCGAAGGCAUCCAGAUAUCCUCAGAAUCAAUAGUUCAAGAUCUCAUUUAUCAUAUUGAGCUGGCUAAAGGCGCUUAUAAGGAUAAUCCUGCAAUUCUUGCAAGGACCAGCAUGCUCCGAGAAAGUAAUGUGAUAAAAUUUGUUAGCAACUCCAGUGUAAUGAGGCCUGCAUAUUAUAUAGGGGUUGACCCCCGUAAAAAGCUAGUAAUUUUGGGCAUUCGUGGCACACAUGCUCUAUACGACCUUAUCACUGAUAUUGUUUCCUCAAGUGAUGGUGAAGUAACCUAUGAAGGCUAUUCAACGCACUUCGGAACUGCUGAAUGUGCUCGUUGGUUUCUUCAUCAUGAGAUUGGAAACAUAAGAAAAUAUUUGCAGAAACACGAGGGAUUUAGGUUAAGACUUGUGGGUCAUUCUCUGGGAGGUGCAAUAGCUUCUUUAUUAGCAAUAAUGAUCCAUAGAAAAUCAUCAAAGGAGCUGGGGUUUAGCCCUGACAUUGUAUCUGCUGUUGGAUAUGGAACCCCACCUUGUGUCUCCAAAGAACUUGCUGAAAGCUGCGCUGGAUAUGUAACAACAGUUGUGAUGCAGGAUGAUAUUGUACCAAGAUUAAGUGUAGCUUCACUAUCAAGACUGAGAAAUGAAAUUCUUCAAACUGAUUGGAUGAGUGUCAUUGAGAAAGAAGACCGGAAAAGAUUAACAGAUUUAGUUACAAAUGCAAAGCAGGCGGUGUCUUCUGUGCAAGAUGUAGCUCAAAAAAUUGCUGAUUAUGCCAAUUUCAGGAGAAACAAAAGUCCAUCUGUUGAUCCCGUUAAAGAGUUGCCAGUUGCUAGAGAAGCACCUUUGCCCCCCAAAGAAGUAAAGGAGAAUUCAGAUGUCCAGAAAAUUGAGGAAACUAAACCUGCAGUGCCCGAGGAGUUGUUCAUACCUGGGACUGUUUACUAUCUGAAGAGGAACUUGGGAUCCCAGAAUGAUGUUGGAAAGGAAGUUUACACCCUUUUGAAGAGGCAACCUGGGGAGCAUUUCCAGAGGAUAAUCCUUUCUGGAAAUUUCAUCACAGACCACAAAUGUGAUAGCCACACUUACGCUUUGAGAGAUGUUCUUAAAGGUUUGCCGUGGUAUGGUGAGGAAGGUAUCUUUCGAUAACAGAUAUUUUAGUUAUUUUUUCAUUUUUAAACGAUUCCAUUUGAAUGCAGUGAAACAGUAGUACAGUAAUCUUAAUAACUAGUUUCCUGCACUUAGAGGGUGUCUUACAGAUCUGUAGUGUGUGUGGUGUCAGGAAGAGUAGCAUAGUUGAUUAGUAGCCGGGCAAUUUAUGUAAAAUAAAAUAGUUGUCCCUAAUUCUGAAGCAAUUAAUAAAUCAUCGUUGGGUUUGUUUUCAUAAGGCGAACAUGUUGUGGUUCAUGUUUUGAAUUUGUAUAUAUUCAUGUUUUAGA
Medicago truncatula (barrel medic) is the source of this 2058-nucleotide messenger RNA. RefSeq lists its product as uncharacterized. The coding region runs from base 116 to 1768 and encodes 550 amino acids. The record is from RefSeq and is a predicted model, not a curated record. The transcript is spliced from 8 exons. Lineage: Eukaryota; Viridiplantae; Streptophyta; Magnoliopsida; Fabales; Fabaceae. Gene Ontology annotation, biological process: lipid metabolic process.